Molecule: messenger RNA, 2491 nt
Organism: Neurospora crassa OR74A
Lineage: Eukaryota; Fungi; Ascomycota; Sordariomycetes; Sordariales; Sordariaceae
Exons: 1
Coding region: 21-2285 (754 amino acids)
Source: RefSeq, a predicted model, not a curated record
GUUUUCUCAACAGACAAAAUAUGACAGACCACAACCAGGAUAUCGAUGAAUUGAACCUCCCCAUAGCGCUGAGACGCACACGCCGAACUGGGACGGGAACUGUGCGCCGCACUCCUUGUGUUUCCGGUGUAGGGCGGGGAAGUGCGAUCAAAAGGAGUCUUGCAGUCGCAUGCACAAGAGAGGUAUCACCACCUACUCCCCCCACUACACCACGGCGAGACUGGAAGAAUAGGAUAACAAAGACCGCCACCGUCCGGGGCAACAAAACACACUUGCAACUUUCUUCGGGCGCUGUCAAUGGUUUGGCGGAAGACGAGCUCUCGUCAACUGGACUGACACCCAUGGUCCGGCGCACAUCGUUGCAACCCCCCUCCCCAGCGCCAGGCUCCUCAAAGUGCACAUAUAAGAAUCACAACACAGCCACGCCAUCUCCUCGACGGUCUGCUCCCACAAAAUUAGCAUCAACACAGCAACCCAGCACCUCCAACCAAGCAGAUCUUAGCGCUGAAGCUGCCUCUAGCCACAUUCUCCCCCUUCGCCAGAGCCACCACAAGCGCCACCACACCAUCCAGACCCAACGCAGCGCUUCUCUGAGCAGCACUUCAGGCGAGGAGAAGAUGAAUCACGCCUACACCGAAUGGCGCAAAAGGGAGAGGGAAGCGCAGGAGGAGAUUGAAAGGCUCAGGGCCGAGUUGAAGGAGAAGAACGAGACGAUUGAAAGGUUUCAUCAGGACGACGAGACCGUGGAGUUGGAGUUGCCUCUAGAGUUGGAGCUCGACGGUGGUGGGAUAGUGGACGCUGAGAGGAACCCUGCGAGGUCACGGGAGUUGGUGGAAAUGGAGAGAGAGAAGGCGGAGAGGCAGACGGCUGUUAUUCGACAACAACAACAACAACAACCACGUUCGCCAGAAACACCUAACAAUCUGACCUUUCACACCGCGCUGUCAAUGAGGCAGGGCGAAGAUCUGGGGGGAAAUGGAGGGGAAGAUGGGCAACAGCAGUACAUGACUUUGGAUCACCAUCUCCGGCAUCACGACCCCGGCUCAGGAUCAGAAACGGAAGCUCUUAGCUUGACAACCUCACAAUUCAGCGAGGCUAUUCGUGCCCGUUUGGAUUGUAGCACACCCCCUCCCUCGGGCAGUCGAGCACGUCAUCAUCGUCUACUUCCGAAGACAACGACAGCAGCGACAGCAACAGCGACAGCAGCAGGAACAACAAGACUCUUUCCUACCCCACGCACCACCAGCCCCAUGACCAUGGCCACGACUACAGCUACAGCUACAGCUAGGCCCGUAAUACCCAUCAACAAACUAACCCCAGGCACGCAACUCCCUAUAACACCAUGCUCCAACUCCCGACAUGGAGCAAGGUCGAGGUCGACAUCAAGUUCUUCUUCGCGACGAACAUCGGAAGCCACCACCAUUCACAAUCUCCACCAUCUCCACCAUAACCACAACGGCGGCAUGAACGAGGAGGAGUUAGAGGAAGCCACACCAACCCGAUCAUCCAACUCAAACAGAGGAGGAGGUUUCCCAACAAACCCCGAAGAACAACAACAACUCCAAUCCGCCGAAAGAAUCGCAACCCUCACCACCCAAAACACCACCCUGCAAACCUCCCUCUCCCGCGCCCAAAGCUCCCUACGCGUAGCCCUGCAGCUAGUCAAGAAACUCGAAAUCGACAGCGAUCGACUGCGCGGCGAGACGCUCUUGCUCCAGCGGGAAAAGAGGGAGUUGUUGGAGGCCGUCAGGGAGAUGCGCUCCGAGUCGGAGAGAGGAGAAGAAGUGCUAAGGGAAAGAGUCAGGAGCGCGCUGGAGAGGAGAGACGAAAUGUGGAAGGGGCGGAUGAAGAUGCUGGGAGAGGGGAUAGUGGAGGGAGUCAGGGGUGCUUUUGAGGAGGUUAUUCAAGAUGUGUUGAUGGAUUCGGGGGUGGGGAUGGGGAUGGAUGAGAUGCCGCCGGGAGUAGAACUAGAGGGGCUGCCGACGGCGCGGAUGUCGAGGAAGAAGAGAAAGAGAGGGAGGGACGAAGAGGAGGAGGAUGCUGAUGAGGAGGAGGAGGUUUAUGAAGAAAUGCAAGAUUGGGAAGGUGGAGAUGGUGCAAGUUGUGAUUUGGGAGCUGGGAACUCAGGUGCUGGUGGGAGUAGUGGUCGCGGUAGUUAUGAUGAUGGGCUGGAGGAUAUAGAGCGCCGGACUAUGAGGGUGAGGGAAAGGAUGAUGAGGAAGAGAAGGAGGAGGACCAGUGGUUUCGGUACGGAGGAGGAGGAGGAUACAGAUCCUGACGCUUGAGAGAUUAAGGUUAAUCAUGUCUGGUGUCUGGUGAGAUGGUGUUUCAGGGCAUAUAUGGCGUUCGUUGGAGACCUCAUUGACAGGCGUUAGGCGUUGGUAUUUUGGACCACUGUCCAUGGUACACUAUCAUCUUUACGUGGGAAGAUGUGGGGAGGUCAGUCUUCAUUUAGAAGUUGACGCAUUAUUGUCUAAAUCGAGCUCUACCC